Messenger RNA from Leptinotarsa decemlineata (Colorado potato beetle), 5954 nucleotides. RefSeq lists its product as uncharacterized. The record is from RefSeq and is a predicted model, not a curated record. Lineage: Eukaryota; Metazoa; Arthropoda; Insecta; Coleoptera; Chrysomelidae. Gene Ontology annotation, biological process: embryo development; regulation of transcription by RNA polymerase II. Gene Ontology annotation, cellular component: nucleus. Gene Ontology annotation, molecular function: RNA polymerase II transcription regulatory region sequence-specific DNA binding; DNA-binding transcription factor activity, RNA polymerase II-specific.
CGAAAGACUUUCAAAUAAGCGUGUCGUUUCUAAACACCUGCAUAUUUAUUACGAUCAGACAAGAAGAUUGUCCAAAUCAUGAACAUCAAUCCUGAAAUCAGAGUCACAAAUUCAUCCAAUGACGUUCAUAAAAAUGUUAUGGUCUCAAAAUUGCAGCCACCACCGAAGCAUCAACAUUAAUCGGAAUCAAUCUAAUUGAGCCAAACUACAAGUGACUCGAGUUUGGAAAGCGCACCUUCCAAUUAUUGGGUGAAUUAUGAGUAAUUACCCCCAUCGUCUCUCAUUAUUCGACCGUAAAUUUUUUAUUGGCGCAACAUCCGCCAUGGCACCGGAUUGACCUUGACUGAAUUUCCUUCGCGUACGACAACGUCCUCCUCGAUCGCACCGCGGUAGUACCUGAACCAGAGACCCAGUACUGUGAAAUUUCGUCGGUGGGUCAAACUUUACACCUGCCCCCACUCGAAUUUCUUCUAGUAGUCCAAGAACCUGACCAGUCUGUCGUAGGUAGGUGAGCUGGAGCGUACCGAAGAACCAUCUAAUAUGAAUCGGGCUGCUGGAAAAAAAAUGGUAACGUGAUUUCGAGAAGUACCCGCGUUUUGGUUUACCGAGUGCUCUGUGAUGUUGAUGUGUAGUGAUUGUUUUUGUUGAUAAGUGGACGGACCAGCGGUAGAUGCGUGGUGGAGAAACCCGUUGAGGAUUCAGCUCGGGAUUUAAUCACUUUUUGUAGGAGAUUUUCAACUAAUAUUCCAAACUUCAAGCCAAACAUAGCAGCGUAUGGAAGAUGAAUAGUGGAAUGCCCUGAACAAUUUAUGGAGCUUAAAGAAACUGUGAUAAUGGACAUAACAGAAGCAUUCCGCAACGAAGACAUUUCAAAAACGGAUUUUUUCGACUUUGUCGUCCCACCAGAUGCCAACGACACGCAGUCCAUCCAACAGUUUACCAAACAAAUGCGAAGCGUCAACGCCUUCCUCGAAACCGACGAAAACAAAGAAACGAAUAACAACACCAUGCUGAUCACGGAGAUACCUACCACUACCUCAGAAAAUGUGGCCAACUUCGACGCUAAUUUGUGGAGCGAAAAAGACACAGUGAGAAUAGAAACUGCCCUACUCGAUGACUUAAACAAAUAUUGUUGGAUGUCGGACGAAAACGGCGCGGAGCAACUCAGUCCUGGAAAAAACAACAAUAACAAUACAGACGGACAGAUAUACACCCUGACAGUAUUAAACGGCAUUGACCAAAGCGCCACUUGGUACCGCCUACCGAAAGAAGAAGAGCCGAUCUCCAGCCCCAGCUCAAUGGAGCAUCUACACAGUGCCCUCGACAUAGAAUCAAUACUGAGUAUAAUGCCGAGUGGACAAAUGAACAACUACAAUAAUUACAAUGAAGGCACCAUCAGUCCCAAUACGGAUGGCCUCAUAAAAUCUGAAACGUACACCUAUGAAGACAGCGGUUUCGCCGACAAUAAGGAUGAGCUGCAGAAUUCCCUCAUCAUAGACACCCCUAUGCUUGAAGCACACGAUAGCUUCACCACCAACAACAAUAACGACUGGAAGAUGACAAAUAACAACAACACCAGUAGUAGCAGCAGUAGUUCGCCGGAUUCGUUACUACGCAGUGCGUUGCAAGGAAAAGCGUUCAUCCGCUACAAUGGUACCACCAUCAAGAGCAGUCCAAAGCCGGAGACCAACAACGCUGAACUCCGUAGAGUGCUUUCUACGCCGCCAACCAAGACAGAAACGAUUUUUUUGAAGGAGGACCAACAAGAUACCAUACCAACCAUAGUAGCCGGCUUGGAUGCAAACGGAAAGGUUGUUUUCGAGGAGCACGUGGGCUCUAGAGUAGUCAGAGAAACGGAGAACCCUGGAAGCACCCACACUGUAGACGAUCUCCUGCUCAGUCAGCUCGACCAUCCAUACCCGGAAGAUUUUGAGAAGCUGAAGAGAAUCGCGAACGAGGUGGCGGAGUACUGCCAGAUAGAUACUUCCGGAGACAACACGGUCAAUAGUAUUAGUCCUAUCAGCAGCGAUCAGAUCGGAAUUCUGUACAACCUUACCUCGCCGAUCCAGAUUACUGCUCCAGUAGUUACUAGCACUAAAAACACGAAAAAGUACAAGAGGCAGAGCAACACCAGCAAAGGACAAGCGACCGUGCAAAGCGCCACCUCCACCAGCAACGGAGUGCGGAAGGAGCGGUCCCUACACUAUUGCAGCAUCUGUUCGAAAGGAUUCAAGGACAAGUACUCCGUGAACGUCCACAUACGAACCCAUACGGGGGAGAAGCCGUUCGCAUGUAGUUUAUGCGGGAAGAGUUUUAGGCAGAAAGCCCAUCUGGCGAAGCAUUACCAAACCCACAUAGCGCAGAAGAAUGCCGCUGCGGCUGGUAAUGUCUCGGCAGGAAAGGCUAAAUCGAGGUAGCUUGUUACAGUUCUGUGAAAUUCGAAAGGUUUCGGUUUCAGGUUUUCGAGAUAUUUUGCAUUGGCUGGAGAAUAUUCGCGAAUGAAAUUACGAUGCACGGGGAUAGACCGAAUUCCUUUUUAUCCUUCAAAGUUUUCUGAAUAUGAUUCUGUUGAAGUUUUGCAAAUAUUUCCAUGUUCCGUGGAAUGGAGAAGAAAUAUAAAGCACUCAAAUUCCAUAUGAACUUUUGAAAAUUACGUUUAGAGUUCAUAAUCACUACAUUUCAUUUCAGAGACAAAAUGAAAAACUCACCAAGUAGGUUUGAAAGUGAUAUUGAUGGCAUGAUUUCAAAUUGAUAUACCAAGAUUACGUUCAUAAACAUACUCCUUGUGAUGGAAAAAGUGUUAACUGGAAACACGCUAUCAUCUUACACUCGAAGUAUCUGUUUGAAACCCAUUUUGCAUAUAAACAACGCAUGGAAGGUGCCACUUGUCACUUUUACGGAAUUGAGGUUAGAAUAGAAGCUCAUUGUAUUUCUUGGUAAAUUUUUAAAGGCAACUUUAGAGUCACUCACAAAAUAAUGUAAAAUUUCUAUCCAAACAAAACAAAAUACAAAAAAUGAGUUCACCUACUACAAUCUUCAAUUUUUUUGUUAAGUUUUUUCAUCAUUUGGAACCUACUUACUGAGCUAUUUCUGAUAAAAUUGUGGUUGUGAGCAAGGGUUUGUUUUCUUAUAAUGGAAACCGAUUUCGAAGUAGAGAACUUUGAAAUGGUUCUAAUCGUUUUUGUCACAAGACAAAACAAUAGAUUAACGUGCCUUUCCAGUCUGUGAUUGAUUCAGUUAGAAACUAUUUGAAAACUAAAAAUCUAUUCAAAACAAUUGAUUAUUUCCUUUGUCAGAAUUUUUGAAAUCUAAAUCAUAUGAAGGGACAAAAUCCAUCUGAAAUAUUUUGUCUCUAUUAAUUUUUUUCCAUAGUUUUCAUAAAAAAUCGUUUUAUAAUCCUCAAUAUAUCCUUUUUAGUUGGAAAAAUAAAUUUAGAUGAAAUACUAAUUUUCUUUAGCAAUACGUUAAAGAAAAAAUAAAAAUAAUAAUAUACUCGUAUUAAAUUGAUAUCUUUCCGUCACUCUACACACUUUCGUUUUCAAAUUCCGACAAUUUGGUUAACUUCAAUACUCAGAAAAAGCAUAACUUUUCAUUUUUUUCUGAGCAGUUGUUAAAAAUCAUUCGUACAUGCACUGAAUAAAUUAUUACCCAGAGAAAAAGAUUUUUCAAAAAUUGCAGAUCGAAUUAUCAUUGGAAAACACCAAAAAUUCAAGGUUUCAUUCAAAAACGAAAACUGCUUCCACAUACCAGAACUACAAUACUUUUCUUGACGCAUCGUCAUCAACCAAUUUGGUAGAUGUGACCCCCCAUAUAACAAAGUUGCAAGGAGUUAGUGCAGUAACUUUUGAUGAAAGAUGCGUUGAAAAGAGUGUUUCAGUUUCAGAGUUGGAUUCAUUUCACACCAUAAAUCUGAAUUACCUACUUUCAAUCAAUCGUGGUUCGUCCCCGUGUAAUUUCUAGUUGAAAUAUCAUUCUAGAGAGGGCUUAAUUAACUAUUCAUAUUUUUGGCAAAAGUAGAAACUAUUUUUCAUGAGUACCUCGCUAGAAUGAUUUUUUUUAUUUUUUAAUGAAUGGGAGAAAUUGAGAAGCAAUAUCCUCAAGAUACAAUACAUAUUUCUCUUUUUGAAAUUUGGUAUCGACAAUGUCGAAUUAUCUGAAAAUAUUAAUGUAUAAAAAAUGAACAAAAUUUAAUACUCAUUUCGCAAUUUAAUUUCAUAGUCUUGUUCCUAAGCUUACUUUGUUUUGUUAUCGUUUUUGUAUUUUUGUGCUGUGAUUUUUGAAUGUAAAAUUAUAUAUUCAAAAAAACGAUGUUGCGUAAGUGAAAUCUGCCUAAAAUUGUUCUUGCCAUUUCUGUAUUAUUAAAUACUUUUAAAUUUAGUUAUUUAUUUAUCAUUGAUUUCAAAUCAUAUUUUUUAUAAUGAAACUUGUUAUGUACAGGGUAGCUUUAGUUUUUCUACGUUAAUACUAAGUAUAUUUCCUAAUAUUAAAAGUAUUAUUCUGCCCUGAAUAUAUACAAGGUGCGUUCCAAAAACUGAACAAAGACAUUUCAAAAAUGACAUUAGAUUCUAGCAAUAAUUUGUGAUUGAUGAAUAUGAAAUCAUGAAAAAUCUUGAUAUGCAUUCAAAGAACAAAGUUUUUUGGCACACCUUGUACCCCUACUAGAGAGCUUAUAGAUAUUUUGUUAGCCGCUUAAAAUAUAGUUUAACUACGGAUUACCAUACAACAAGGCAUUAAAUUGACCUUUCUUACCUUCAAAUACUCAUUUUGUAAAAAGUAUUAUUACUCGAAUAUGUUAUUUUGUAUAAUUUGAAUUGUAGUUUUAAUAGAAUUAGGUAAAUUUCCCUCGUCCAGUUCCUUCACAUUCGUGGUAUGCCAAAAGAACUUCACUUUGUAAAUCAAAAUAUGUUCAGUAUUUAUUUAUCAUAUACUGAGAAAUAAAUAUCUGAAAACUAUUAUUUGGAAAUAUUUCCAUCUUCAAUUUCAUAUUUGAUGUAAAUGAAAAAAAGAUUUGUUACCGAUCAUUUUCUUAUAUGUUUGAGUACAUUUUUUUAAUGAAUGAAUAAUCUUUUAAUGAGGAAUUUCAUGAGUAUCGGAUCAACAAACUUUAUAUUCUACAUUGGCUGUUCACAGAAAAACAUCUGAUUUUCAUAAAUCAUACUCAGUAUGAUUUAUGAAAGUUAAUCAUUCCUUGAAUAAAACGAUGCCGGCAAAGGGAUAGUUUAUGUAAUUCUAUGCUGUUAAUUCGAAAAUUGCAAUGUGAGUACAAAGGCAGUAUCUAACUGCCGUAUUUUGUUGAUCAUUUUGUAAUUUUACCAUCUUCCAUUGUUGUUUAUUUUAUAAAUAUUUAUACGCGUUUUACAAUUUUGUAAAAAUUGGUUGUUAUAAGAUCCUAUCAAAGAUUUGGUUGUCAAAGACAAUAGUGAACAUAACACUCUUAGAGUGAAAUUCUUAAUGUUUUCAAUUAUUUUUGAUUCUGCAUCCUGUUAUCAGAAGACGCUGUACAAUUCCCCCGAGUUUGUAAUAUAUAUCAGUAUGUCAAACAUAUCGUUUGUGAACCUUCAUUUUCUUAUUUAUGACAGAUUGCCAUGGUAUAGGGAUUUUUUAUACUCUUUUUGGAUCUCAAUCGCUUGUUCUUAUUGGCCCACUUAUGCCGAUAUAUUUUUUGUGUUUACUGUGUUCUCAUAAAGACAAAUAAUACUCCAUAUUUGAUACGAAUAUACACUAAAAGAGACAUACAAUGAUUAAUGCAUCACCCUAUAAACUUUUGUUUAUACGCCGCCAUAGAACAUUUUUACACAGUUUACGUUAUGUAUAGUUGUACCAGAUUUUAUCUUUUUUCUCUUUAUUUGUAUUAUUGAUUUUAUUAAGAGUAUUUUCUAUACUUAGAUUCAUAUAUUUACGUUUUAUAAUUUUUCAAUAUAAUAUUUGUGAACCAAUAAACAUAUUCAAAUUCA